Messenger RNA from Acanthoscelides obtectus, 612 nucleotides. NCBI's taxonomy places the organism in Eukaryota, Metazoa, Arthropoda, Insecta, Coleoptera, Chrysomelidae. The record is from the annotation of a GenBank genome assembly.
AUGGAACUCAACCGAGAACAUUUUCGUGCCAUAAUUUAUUACAACUUUCAGAGACAAUUAUCGCAACAAGAAUGCCUUGCUGAGUUACUGUCUGUUGAGUGGGAAAACGUCAAUGAUGUGCGCAAACUCAUCAUUGAAGAUAGACAUGUGACAUAUCGCGAGAUUGAGGCCAUUGUUAGUGGUGAUGCAUCGUGGAUUUACUGUUAUGAACCAGAAAAUAAACGACAGUCGGCUGUUUGGGUGUUCCAAGAGCAAAGAACUGUUACUGCGGAUUGGUAUACCACUAUUUGUUUGCCAAAAAUUAUCACCGGGCUUCGAAAGAUCAACCCCGAAGGAAGAAUCAUCCUCCACCAAGACAAUGCAAGCUCGCACACAGCCCAAAAAACAAGGCAGUAUUUAACGGAAGAAAACAUGAACUUAUUGGACCAUUCUCCAUAUAGUCCCGAUCUAAGUCCUAACGAUUUCUUUACUUUCCCGAAAAUUGAAAACAGACUACGUGGUCAAAGGUUCCAGUCACCAGAAGAAGCAGUUUGGAAUAAGUGCUUCGAAAAUUUGUUCGAGCGCAUGCAGAUGUGUAUUAACCUUCGUGGAAAAUACUUUGAAAAUCAAUAA